AUGGCGCCUGCGCUGGCGACCUUGCAGGUCGCUGCCCCACACCAUCUCAGUCUUCCUCGUCCUCGUGCCCGCGCCUCCCGAUCCGGCGCCUCCUUCCUCGCCCUGGAAGUCGCAAGGAACUCAGGCCGCCGCUGGCCCUCAUCCCCUUCCGCUGACGCCGUUCUGCCCAAGUUGGGAAUCGUCAAGUACCCGAAGACCACAUUGACACCAAGUAUUUGUACCGCCGUUUUCGGAAUCACCAAGACCGCGUGUACCACUACUUCCAUGACGUCCACUACCAUCGUCGUGGGAUUUGACAAGCUCAAUCCACUACCAUCGUCGUGGGAUUUGACAAGCUCAAUAACGACCCCUGAAGACCUUGGAUUCGUCAAGUUCCCCUCUGUCGCCAUGUACCACUACUUCCACUACCGUCGCUGA
Molecule: messenger RNA, 417 nt
Organism: Triticum turgidum subsp. durum (durum wheat)
Lineage: Eukaryota; Viridiplantae; Streptophyta; Magnoliopsida; Poales; Poaceae
Source: the annotation of a GenBank genome assembly